Molecule: messenger RNA, 481 nt
Organism: Catharus ustulatus (Swainson's thrush)
Lineage: Eukaryota; Metazoa; Chordata; Aves; Passeriformes; Turdidae
Gene: IL21
Product: interleukin 21
Exons: 5
Coding region: 77-481 (134 amino acids)
Biological process (GO): immune response; positive regulation of natural killer cell mediated cytotoxicity
Cellular component (GO): extracellular region
Molecular function (GO): cytokine receptor binding
Source: RefSeq, a predicted model, not a curated record
CACAGCUCAAACUGGAGUGUUACACUUGAACAGCACAACUUUGCUCCUGGCCCAUUUUAAAACAGAACACAUCAGGAUGAAGAGGAUGAUUAUUUUCUGCAUGCUUUUCUUCUGCUCCACUAUGGUGCUGACUGAAACUUCACCCAGAAGAGCAAAGUACAGACAGAUUCUCAGGAAAAUUGAAGAGUUAGAAUCUAUGGUGAAAGAAAAGGAUGCUGAGUUGCUGUACACACCAGAAAACUUUGUGGAUGGAUGCGAGAAUACAACAGUGACCUGCUUCAAGAAGGGCAUCCUGAAAUUACAACCAGCAAGGAGCCAAGAUACUCCAAAGUUCACCAAAGCCAUCAGAAUCGUGAGCAGAUUCACCGCCAAAGACAAGCAAUGCAACGCUACACCUCCAUGUGAAUCUUAUGAGAAGAAAACCCCCAAAAAUUUUUUGAAGGGCUUUGAAAAUCUAAUACAAAUGCUAUUCAAGAACUAA